This is a messenger RNA of Thyridium curvatum, 1131 nucleotides long. RefSeq lists its product as uncharacterized. The transcript is spliced from 2 exons. Bases 1 to 1131 code for a protein of 376 amino acids. Lineage: Eukaryota; Fungi; Ascomycota; Sordariomycetes; Thyridiales; Thyridiaceae. Gene Ontology annotation, cellular component: fungal-type cell wall. The record is from RefSeq and is a predicted model, not a curated record. Gene Ontology annotation, biological process: carbohydrate metabolic process; fungal-type cell wall organization. Gene Ontology annotation, molecular function: hydrolase activity, hydrolyzing O-glycosyl compounds; glycosyltransferase activity.
AUGCUCGUCAAGUUCACCACUCUGGCCCUCGCUGCCUCCAGCCUCGUUGCUGCUCAGACCUUCACGGAGUGCAACCCCCGUGAGAAGAAGUGCCCUGAUGACCCGGCUCUGGGCUCCUCCAUCACCGUCGACUUCACCAAGGGCAAGAACAGCUUCUUCAAGGUUGCCGAUGGCACCAGCCUGACCUACGACGGCUCCAACGGUGCCGUCUUUGCCUGCGGCAAGGAGACUGACGCUCCCACCAUCACCUCGUCCAAGUACAUCUUCUUCGGCAAGGUCGAGGUCGUCCUGCAGGCCUCCAACGGCCAGGGUGUCGUGACCUCGGUCGUCCUGCAGUCGGACGACCUCGACGAGAUCGACUGGGAGUGGCUCGGCGGCGACACCACCCAGGUCCAGACCAACUACUUCGGCAAGGGUGACACCACCACCUACGACCGCGGCGGCUUCUCGCCCAUCGCCAACCCCCAGAGCAGCUUCCACAAGUACACGAUCGACUGGACCAAGGACAAGGUCGACUGGCUCAUCGACGACAAGGUCGUCCGCACCCUGACCUAUGCCCAGGCCAAGGGCGGCAGCACCUUCCCCCAGACCCCCAUGCAGAUCAAGCUCGGCACCUGGGUCGCCGGCCGCAAGGACGCCCCCAAGGGCACCGUCGAGUGGGCUGGUGGCUACACCACCUUCGGCUCGGAGCCCUUCAAGGCCUUCUACAAGAGCGUCACCAUCACCGACUACUCCAAGGGCGCCACCAGCUACACGUACGGCGACAAGACGGGCUCGUGGGAGAGCAUCAAGAUCAACAAGGACGGCUCCAACAACAGCGAGCAGAGCGACAGCUCUUCCUCCAGCUCCGCCUCCUCCAGCAGCGCCGCCUCGAGCACCAAGACCUCGAGCUCCGCCGCGUCCAGCAGCACCGGCAACUCGUCCUCGACCGCCACCACCAUGAGCACCUCGUCCACCGGCGCCUCCACCAAGACCUCGGCCAGCCAGACGGGCUCCCCCAGCUCCACCAAGUCUUCCCCCACCGGCGCCGCCACCACCACGCCCGCCACUACCACUAACAGCGGUGCCCGCGCCGCUGCCAACGUCGUCGCCGCCGGCGCCGCUCUCUUCCUGACCUACAUCGUCCUGUAA